UUCUCUAAACUGAUGAAUGUUAUGUGAAGAAUAUGAAGCCCCGCCCACCUCCUCUUAUACAUUCGCACCUGUUCACUAUAUAAUAAUGAGACAGAAGCGCACUACACGCGUGUCAGAGGAUGUUUGCUUCAGUAUGCACACUUGCACUCAAGACAGCAGCCUGUUAAGGUGACAUCUCAUUCUCUAUCAGAUGUGCAGGAUUAUAAGUGUGCAUGUUUGAAGAAUGCCGCCUAUACCACUGACGCUUAUCUGCGCGAUGCUGUGCGCCUCCGCGUGCGUCGCGUACUGCCCGCCGCGCUGCGAGUGUUUGGAGACGCAACGCACGAUGAGCUGCGCGUCUGCUGGACUCCGUCGGAUACCUGCCGCGAUACCGCGCGACGCGACGCGCCUGAGCAUCACCGGAAACGCCAUUCAACGACUCGAGCAGGACGCCUUUAACGCGUUGCAGAACGUCACCAACCUGAACCUCAGUAAUAAUGGAAUAAUGGAAGUUGGGUCGCGCGCUUUCUCUUCUCUUCACACGCUGCACUCUCUGAGCCUGAACAAUAACCGUCUGGUUCUGAUCCAUCCUGAAGCGUUCUCAGUGCCUGGUAGUCCUCUGCAGGAGCUCAGCUUCAGGUCUUGUCUCUACAACUACACGUCACUGACAGAUCUCAUUACUGCCCUGCGCUGGGGCGAACUCACCAACUUACUGCGCCUCGACCUGUCGGGCAAUCAUCUCAUCCUUCUGCCUCCGGGAAUGUUCUCCCCUCUGCCAAACCUGCGUCAUCUCCAUCUGAGCGACAACUCGCUGGUGGCCGUGUACAACAGCACUUUCUCUGGUGUUGAACAGCUGUUGGAGCUGGACCUGAGCAGAAAUGCCAUUCGAACGUUUACCAGCGAGGGUCUCCGUGAGUUGGAACGACUCGCUCGGGUUCGCCUGCUGUUGGGUCAGAAUCCCUACUCGUGCACUUGCGAAACCGAGGAGUUUGUGAACUGGCUGAACAGUUCAAAGGUCAAGGUGGGUGAUGGGGAUAAGCUGUCUUGCGCGUUCCCCGAAGAGCUGCGUCACGUCUCUUUGAGAGCUCUUAGCACGCGUGCCCUCGGCUGUUACGUUACACCCGGCGAGGAGAUGACCCACUUGACCCUACAAACGUCCUACGUGUUCCUCGGACUCGUGCUGGGAUUUGUAGGCAUGGUCUUCCUUUUUGUCGUCUACCUUAACCGAAAGGGUAUCAAAAAAUGGAUCACGGACAUACACGAAGCCUGUCUAGAUGUGCUGGAGGGAUAUCAGUACCGUUACGAAAUUGACUCCGAUCCACGACUGCGACACCUCUCGCAAAAUCGAACUCAUACGGAUGCGCGUUUGGGACGCAUCCCAUCUGAUGUCCGUGUUGCACAGAUUCCAUCUGAUGUGUCUUUAUAACGUUAUAAUCCCCUUACAAUAAACAUUUUAUAUUAAGCACAAACAUUGCUGCUGACAGUGGGACGGUUGAUAAACUCAAAAUGAACAAAUAUAAGCCUGGCCAGUAAUCUGUAGGCCUACUUAUGUAAAGCAUAACAUGAGACAACAUUGCAGUUUGUGCAAUUCAAUGACAACAUCUAUCCUCCGAUCAAACAGCAGGUCGUUGCCUAAUGUUCUGUGAUGUAUCAGACGGCCAUAAAUGACUGGUGUAUGUGUAUGAGAAAUACACAGGAUUACAGACCUCCUCUCCAUAUGGCCCAACGCACACACACGCUGCUACAGAUGUGUCCUGAAUAUCUGGUUAUGGCCCAUCUCACCGCUAGUUCAGGAAGAGGAGGAAGAUGAAGAGGGCGUUCAGGGGGAAAAUAGGGCACAGUGAAGGGUUUGGAUUGUAAUGUUUCCUGCGAACUUGCUGAAGCUCACAGAUAAUGACUGCAAUUGAUCAAGACCAGACAUCCCAUAUUAAUCUGUGUCUUUGCUUUUGGCAACGCAGUAUAUUGGAAUAUAUUUGAAGAAACACAGCUGGUGUGUGUGCUGUCUUUGUGUGCAUGCACAACUGUGUAGCAUUACAUGAAAAUGUAGUAAAUUAGUGUUGAAUUAAUUUUUUUA
Messenger RNA from Misgurnus anguillicaudatus (oriental weatherfish), 2053 nucleotides. RefSeq names its product trophoblast glycoprotein 1a (gene tpbg1a). Gene Ontology annotation, cellular component: plasma membrane. Gene Ontology annotation, molecular function: protein binding. The record is from RefSeq and is a predicted model, not a curated record. Lineage: Eukaryota; Metazoa; Chordata; Actinopteri; Cypriniformes; Cobitidae. Gene Ontology annotation, biological process: negative regulation of canonical Wnt signaling pathway.